Messenger RNA from Cercopithifilaria johnstoni, 1884 nucleotides. The record is from the annotation of a GenBank genome assembly. NCBI's taxonomy places the organism in Eukaryota, Metazoa, Nematoda, Chromadorea, Rhabditida, Onchocercidae.
AUGAAAAAAGCACAAUAUUUCAUCUUGCCGUCAUUCAAUCCAUUUAUAUUUUAUCAUUAUUUCCUAACAGCAUUACUAUUCGCAUGGCGCUUGCUUCUUUCAAAUGGAGAAGAUGAAAGAGAUGAAAUAUCGCUGGGCCUGAAUCGGCAUGAUAACAGUUCAUCGAUAAAAAAUAUUGAUGGUAUAAGCGCUAGUGCAACAUCACUUGCUACUACUGCCAUGGAACCAUCAUCAAUAGAAUCGCUUAAGGCACUGCUAUCGACGGAUAGCAUCUCGGACGAUCGACUUCCUCUUACUGCUACAACUGGAAAUCAGCAACACUUUUUAACAGAAUCAUCAUUCGUUCCGCAAUGUUCCUCCAUUCAGCCACAUAUUGAAUAUAGUAAUAAUACCUACCAUAACAUGGAACGCUAUCUUCUUGCUAUACCGGAACUUGAAGAAGAGAACGACGAAUUGUGCGGUAGUCAGUGGAGUAGUUCACCAUCAUCAGCUUCAACUGCUAUACCUAAUACUUUGUUUGGCUCAGGAACUGGUAUCCGACCAGCAUCAUCAAAUUUUGACCAGUCUAUUUCACUUGGUACUAUUGCUACUGAUCAUACUCCAGAUCUGAUUAACUGCGACCAGCCUUCAAAUUCAUAUUUGGUUAAUCUCAAUCAAAAUCCCAAUUCUAAACUCUUCUCUUCGGAUCAGCUCAUUUUGACUGAUUCAUCAUCACAUCCAACAAUUUUACAUCAACCAAUAUCUAAGACUGUGUUAACGGUACCACAUCCUACAAUACCACCGCCACCCCCACCAUUUUCAUCGCUAAAAUUAUUACCAUCACCACUACCGCAGUCAAAAGAAAUUUGGAAUAAAACUUCACCUUCACUACCAUUAUUAUCAGCAGAAACAAAAGUAGUCACAACAAUCACAACUGGACAUCUGACAUUUGACAUUCCAGAUUUACCGGCGAUCGAUUCCGAAGAUAUCGACAACAAUAGUUAUAUAAAUAUCGAAAAUUUGCAUAAUACGUCACCAAAUACUGCCAUUAUUGGCCAUAAUCUCAAUAACAGUGCUGAAAAGUGCUCCACGAAUAAAUUGAUCAAUUUCACCGAGGAGUAUAAUAUGAAACGAACUACUGAUAUUAUCUUUCCAAAUAUCUGUACUCCUACUUCACCAUCGGUAGAUCAUUCAAACUCUCGGGAUCGUGACCAAAGUGAGAUAGUUAGUAAUGGAUUAUUGGAUACUAUAUCGAAUGAAGAAACAUGCUCAUUGAAUUCAACUUCCAUAUCUAUCGAUCAUUCACGUGAUUCAAUACUUGAUUUCUCGAUCUGUUCCAAUCCGAUCGAUGAAGCUGCAAUCAUGGAAGAACAACUUGCUGCAACUGGAGAAUUGAAUGAUGAUGUCCCGCCGAUUAUUACUACAUUGUCAUCUCGUACAUCCAAGGACACUGGACAUUCGUUAACGAACCGAACAAUAUUUUCCAGUGCCACUGCAGUUGCCUCGACAACCGACAACAAUUGUCAACCGGUGUCACCAGCCUUAUCCUCUCUUGCUAUGGCCUCCCGUCUACCUCCUUUAUUUAAUGCACCACCCAUUGCUAGUCUUGAAGAUUUAACUAACGGUGAACAAAAUAGCGAUAUCACAUCUGCAAGAAGUAACGUUGCAACAGCAUCAGCAAUAACUUUUAGCCUUAACGGAAUUGGAAGGAGUGACCUCAAAGAAGGGAGAAAAACAGGUCGAGGACGUAUUGGGCAAGAAGAUGGUAAUGGUAAGGGUGGUGACAAUGACGGUGACAACGACAACGAUAACGACGUUAGUGGUAGAAGCGAUUAUUAUCGGCAAACAUCAGCAGCAUCAACGACAAUAAAACGCUAUAUCACACGCUCAGGCUGGUUCUUUUAA